This is a messenger RNA of Aspergillus udagawae, 933 nucleotides long. Its product is annotated as ankyrin repeat domain-containing protein. Gene Ontology annotation, molecular function: protein binding. The coding region runs from base 1 to 933 and encodes 310 amino acids. NCBI's taxonomy places the organism in Eukaryota, Fungi, Ascomycota, Eurotiomycetes, Eurotiales, Aspergillaceae. The transcript has 3 exons. The record is from RefSeq and is a predicted model, not a curated record.
AUGGGUUUGAUCGAUCUACCUAAUGAACUGCUUGCCUUGAUAACACAUCAUCUAGGAUAUGCAGAUCUCAACUCCUACAACAGUGAUGUACUGCAGUGGGCUGCAAUUCAAGGCCGUCCAGACACCAUAAAAAAGGCCUUGCGAUAUGACGCUAAUGUGAAUACCACCGCGCCCAUAGAGGGUCCCCUAUUUCCUGAUGGGUUUAAGUCGCGGUGCUCAAGGGAACUCCUCUUUUCAUUAAUAAAGGAUGCCGAUCCUGACGAAAACCUCCCCGGGAACUUUCAUCUGGUGGAAGGGCUGGCUACACCACUCGUCGUAGCAUCCGGUGUGGAAAUUCUCCUGCAACAUGGUGCUGCAGUUGAUAUGACAGGCUCGGAUGGUCUCACCCCACUGAUGGCGGCAACUAGCGCAGGCCAUAUGAAGGUGAUGGAACUUUUGCUCGGAGGUGGUGCGGAUGCCAGCAUUCCGCGUGAUGACGGAGGACCUACAGCACUGGAGUGGGGCUGCGAUGCAGGAUCAUAUGGCUGCUCCCUUACAUACGCAGCGGAACAUGGUAAUAUCCAGUUGGUGAGGACGUUUCUGGAUGGUGGCGCGCGUACAAGUGUCAAAUACGCCAGAUUCUGUCCUGAUCUGCCGCUCAUCUUCUACGCCGUAGAUGGGAAUCAUCCAGACAUUGUCAGCUUGCUGCUGGAACGGGGUGAGGAUAUUGAAUGUCGAGACGCCGCUGCAGCAACACCUCUCAUUUACGCUGCAAAGAUGGGAAGCCCGAAGGCCCUGGAGAUUCUUCUUCAACGCGGCGCGGAUGUUAAUGCAAGAGAUGUGAAUGGUCAUUCAGCGCUCUAUUGGGGGAGGGGGUUUGCUCGAAAAAGGGAUGAUGGACAUGCUGGUGGAAUAUGGUGCAGAAUUGGAACCUCACCUUGGCUCGUGACGUAG